UUUGCCUUUUGAUAAAAACAGAAGACUGGAGUAUCAGUUUAGUAGCAAUAAGUAAAACAACUUCUAAAUGCUUAACUAUGCCUUUUUGAAGAUAGGUUAGUAAUAUUUUCUGGUUGCUGAAUUAAUUGAGCAAGAACAUCUUCUAUGUCUUUUAGAUCACUUAAGUGAGAACUGGGAAUCCAGAGAGUCACCUCAGAUAAUAAGAAAUAUCAUGGCUGAACCAGAUUACAUAGAUGAAGACAAUCCUGAACUGAUUAAGCCUCAGAAACUAAUUAAUCCUGUAAAAUCAUCCCGGAAUCAUCAGGAUCUUCAUCGAGAACUCCGUAUGAAUCAGAAAAGGGGUCUUGCUCCACAGAACAAGCCAGAGCUCCAAAAAGUGAUGGAAAGACGAAAAAGAGACCAGGUUUUCAAACAGAAGGAAGAGGAAGCACAGAAGAAGAAAUCAGACUUGGAAAUAGAGCUUCUCAAGAGACAACAGAAAUUAGAACAGCUUGAACUUGAGAAGCAGAAAAUCCAGGAGGAGCAAGAAAACGCACCUGAAUUUGUCAAAGUGAAAGGCAACUUGAGAAGAACAGCCCAAGAAUCACCAGAAGCUCCAAACUCCUAGAGGAGGAACUUUGUUAAGACUUGAAGCUGCAGCCCCAGUGGCGGUGGGGGAGUGACUUCUACAAGAUGUCUGGCCCAUUUGCCCUGGAUCUGGUGAAAAACAUGGUCAAUACAAGGUCAAUUUCUGGAACCGGUGUGAAUUGAUGACUGCUUGAAAGUCAAAACUUGCCAGUAAUAAUAUGGAGAUCAGAGGAUAAACAAGCAAUCAGCUUUCCUAUCCAAAAUAAGAUAGGGAAUUCAUUUGAGUUGUUGGAUUGCUUAUUUACUCCUGAUCAUGCUUAAUGAGCAUCUCAGGCUAGCAUGUCUGCAUUUUUCCUCCUCGGUCCUACUUUGUGGAGUUCUGCUAUGCAGAAAAACAAAGUGCUCUGAAACCACUUUUUAGUUGUAUUCUGUGUGGAAACCUGGCUUCAGAAAUGGAGCUGCCCAUUUCCAUCUUUUGUGUAAAUAGAAAUUCCUUUAGACUUGAAGCUGGAUUUAUCCCAUCUAUUGCUAGUGUGUAGGGUGUACCACCAUGGCUAUGAGGGAAACUGAAAAAGGGAGAAAGAGGGAGAUGCACCAUUCUCAGUCAUUAGGUUGCUAAAAUGUAUUCUUUGUCACUUCUGCCGUUGUAGUGCAAAACCAUCUGUUUCCCUACAACGUUCACAGGGUGACUAAACCGUUUUUUUCCCCUCUCUACACCCAACUUUGCUAUGCAGCAUUCUGCUUUAUCGCUGAUUCUUCUGACAAACGCUUUGGUUGCUAGGUCUACGUUGCAGCUGGCGUUUACUUUUAUGAGGGUUUCAGAAAAUGCAUGGCUGCGUUUCUGCUUCUCAGCUGUAUUGCUUCUGAACCCAAGUUCGAAAACAGUUUGUGGGACAGCCUGAGAGCCUCCUGGUCAAAGAAGAAGUAACAACUGCUAAAAAUAGUUCUGCACACCUUUUUUCGUGUCCUGUGCGGUUUGGUUACUUUCUUUUAAGGUUAACAAACCAAGCAAGUUUGGAAUAAUGUUGUCAGACCUUGACUGAGGAGUCGAAUACUUAAAAACUUGAAAUCUUCUUUAUUUUCAUGCUUUUCCAUGAAAUCCAGUUACAGUUCCACCUGGAGGCAAGCCAAUUCUUUGCCUGGUUUCCCUUUUGGACUAGUGAGAAUUCCAUUGAGAGGCAAGGACAAAAACUAUGUAUUUCCAGGAAAAAUCUCAGGGUGGGACUUUCUUCCAACAGUCCUAAGCUCUAGUUUACCCAGUGGCAUCUGCAACAGGGGAGUCAAAAAAGUCAAGAUGGCAGCUGUGACCAUGUGACCAAAGCCUGUCCCCUUUUAUACAUGUCACAAAAGGAGCAGAGCUUUGAUCACGCAGUUGCAGCUUCCAUCUUGACUUUGUAGAAAUCCCCACCCCCACCCCACAGAGAACCCUGAAUUGGCUCCAAUUUUUUGUCCAACAUUUCUGGCUAGAUUUGGCUAUCUUUUAAACGUACCUCUUGAUAGUUGACCCUUUAUAGGAAUUCAAAGAGCAAGCCAUAGUUUUCUAUGAUCUUUUUGUCACUUCAGGAAUUCCAGCUACAUACUCUGCUGGCUAGGGGUGAUGAGGAGCUGAUGGGAUUUUAGUACAAUCUAUCAGGAGAACAUAAUUUGGCAAUGGUUAGCCUGUACAUCAUCAAUGGGACAUGAUACAUAGAUGGCGUUUUACUUUAUUAUUUUAUUUUUUUAACCUAGUUUCAGAAAACUACUGAAGUCUAGACACACACAUUCUGGAAACAAGGCUAACCUAAGCAUGGAUAGGGAGAACUAGCAAGUGUGAUCAGUGUAGCCUAACCUUGAUUUUAGUUCAUUUAUGUGAGUGCUUGUCACAUGUAUGUAAGGUUUCUCGCACUUGAGCAUUUGGGUUUGCAGAUUGCUGUAAACCCUCAGAGCUAGUUUUCAUUAGUGAUCAGAAUAUGUAUAUAGAAAGUUAGCAAUAUAAAAUCCUAUUCAAUAACUACUUAAAUUGGAUCAGGCCCACAGUCUCCAUUUCAUCUUCUUUUUAAUCCUUGAGAGUGUUUAUACCAGUAGCAGCUGAUAUGAGUAAGUGAUGUGUUUAGUCAUGGCUGAAGGUGCUGGAAAUUAGGAAAAGCAUUUCAGCCCCGGUCUUGGGACUGACAACAAGCAAUCUUGCCUUUGGUGUGAAGCUUCUCAAGGUGUCAGGAUCCAGGCAUUGGAUUUUGAGAAUAAAAUCACAUCAUCAAUCCAAGCCAAUGAGAAAUAGGUUUCUCUGAGAUUUAAUUUACUUCUGAUUUAAAUCCUGACAAAAGUUAUUUUAUCACUGACUUCGAUUUAUAUAGGGUCAUGUCUUUCUAGAAUUGCGCAAAGGCCUUGAUGAAAAAUGUGCUUCUGGAGUGCUUUGCCACGUAAAGGUAAAACUAGAGAGCUUGCUUUUUGAGAAAGUGGGCUUCUCUUACAACACGGAUAUGUGACAAUUCCACCUUUAAUUUCUUCUUUUUGGACUGGAGGCAAAUAGAUCACACACCUGUACUGCCAUUGGAUUUGCCACUAAGUCUUUCCCUUCCCCUUCUCUACAUUUAAUCUAAGUUUGUCCACUGCAGCAAGAAUUUGGAGGUGGUGGGAACGCUCAGAACACUUUGGGUUCUCUUUUGGGGAGAAGAUUUGCCUUAAAGCAGUGUUUCUCAACCUUG
Candoia aspera is the source of this 3251-nucleotide messenger RNA. It is a transcript of the gene FAM107B, whose product is annotated as family with sequence similarity 107 member B. The transcript is spliced from 3 exons. The record is from RefSeq and is a predicted model, not a curated record. The coding region runs from base 212 to 607 and encodes 131 amino acids. Lineage: Eukaryota; Metazoa; Chordata; Lepidosauria; Squamata; Candoiidae.